This is a messenger RNA of Magnolia sinica, 2460 nucleotides long. Its product is annotated as heterogeneous nuclear ribonucleoprotein 1-like. The record is from RefSeq and is a predicted model, not a curated record. Lineage: Eukaryota; Viridiplantae; Streptophyta; Magnoliopsida; Magnoliales; Magnoliaceae. The coding region runs from base 488 to 1921 and encodes 477 amino acids. Gene Ontology annotation, molecular function: RNA binding. The transcript has 5 exons.
CAAUCUUCUCUUUGUAUUCCUGUCUUUCCAAUCUCUUUCUCUUUCUCUUACACACUCUAUUUAAUAUCGAUUUCCAUCUUUCUAUCGUUGUUUUUAAUUCAAUCAAAACGGAAUUGAAGGAAGAAAAGGAGGAGUGUGGAAGAGGAGAGAGAAAGAAAAGGGAGGGCCUUUUUGGGAGGAUGAACACGCCCUCUGUUCUUCUAAUACCUCCUCCCAGAUCUUAGAUUUCCUCGAUUCCGCAUCUGGGUCUCUUCAAUCGGAUUGUUGGAUUGAUCCAUGAAGGAUCAUACGUUCCUCGAUUGAAUCGGAGAAAACCCAAUUCGUAUCCGAUCCGAUUCCGGCGAAUUCCUGUUGGGUUUCUCGAACAAGAAUCUCGUGUUUGAUUUUGAAUCCGGUUCGUGAUUCUGUUAAGAAAAUGGAAGGAAAAUGAGAAUUAUGGUUUUGGAAAUUUAAUGUUGGUCUCAUUCGUUUUGGGGAUUGCAGAGAAAUGGAAUCCGAUCUCGGUAAGCUUUUUAUCGGUGGGAUUUCGUGGGACACGAACGAGGACCGUCUCAAGGAGUAUUUCAAGGCGUAUGGGGAGGUGGUGGAGGCUGUGAUCAUGAAGGAUCGGACCACAGGCCGUGCCCGUGGAUUCGGUUUUGUUGUGUUUGCGAAUCCUGCCGUUGCAGAGCGUGUGGUCAUGGAGAAACAUACAAUAGAUGGUCGGAUGGUUGAGGCGAAGAAGGCUGUUCCUAGGGAUGAUCAGCAUAUUCUGAAUAGAAACAGCAGUAGCAUCCAUGGAUCGCCUGGCCCAGCUCGAACAAAGAAGAUAUUCGUAGGAGGCUUGGCAUCGACAGUAACAGAGAGUGACUUUAAGAAGUACUUUGAUCAGUUUGGGACGAUAACGGAUGUUGUGGUGAUGUAUGACCACAACACCCAAAGGCCGAGGGGGUUCGGAUUCAUCACUUACGACUCGGAGGACGCUGUGGAGAAAGUCUUGAUGAAAACCUUCCAUGAACUGAAUGGGAAGAUGGUUGAGGUCAAGCGGGCUGUCCCGAAAGAGUUAUCUCCGGGGCCUAGUCGGUCUCCUCUGGGUGGAUAUAACUAUGGCAUGAAUAGGGUCAAUAGCUUCCUUAAUGGUUACACUCAAGGGUUUAAUCCAAAUUCAGUUGGAGGAUAUGGAAUGAGGAUGGACAGUAGAUUUGGUCCAAUUGCAGGUGGACGGAGUGGAUUUCCACCAUUUGGUCCACCUGGUUACGGAAUGGGUAUGAAUUUUGAACCUGGUCUGAGCCCAAAUUAUGGAGGAACUGCAAAUUUCAACACUAAUCUCAGCUACGGGCGGGGAUUGAACCCUUAUUACAGUCCAAAUUCGAGUAGAUAUGGUAAUGCUAUUGGGUAUGGUGGAGGUAACUUAGGAAGUGGGUCCCUUUUAAACUCACCGGGUCGAAAUGUAUGGGGAAGCGGUGGACUUAACUACACUACGAGUUCCACGAGUUCGGCAGCUUACAUGGGUGGCUCUGGGAGUGGCACUAUUGGAGCCUUUGGAAAUAGUAGCACAAAUUGGGGUUCGUCUCCUAUUUCGGCUCAAGGUGGGGCUGGCGGUUCUGGCUUUGGUAGCGGAAAUCUCGGAUAUGGAAGUGGUGACAACAGUUAUGGAUUGGGAGGGAGUGGUUAUGCUAGGAGCAGCGGGGCAGGGGGUGCCCCGCAAUCAUAUACUGCAUCGAAUGGCGGGUAUGAUGGAGCCUAUGCAGAUCUAUAUGGUGGCAGUUCUGUUUAUGGGGACCCCACUUGGCGGUCUGCAUCUUCUGAGCUAGAUGGGCCUGGUUCAUUUGGUUAUGGACUUGGAAAUGCCGCUUCGGAUGUUACAGCCAAAGGUUCAGCUGGUUAUAUGAGUGGUUAUGAUGUUAGCAACAGACAAUCAAAUAGAGGAAUUGCUACCUAGGAGAGGACGAUUAUUCUUUCGAUAUCAGAGCAGUUUAUAGUAGGUGAAGGAAUCCGGUGAAGUCAGGUGCACGACUGUGAAUUUUGCACCACCUCGUCGAUAUUUCAGUUAAUUUGAUUAUCUAGAGCUAACUGGAGUGUUUGUUUUGAGAAUUCAAAUUCAGAGAAAGGGAGAGAGAGAGCAAAUGAUAAAAAAGGAUUUUGUGUAAGGUUUGAGAUUUGAGUUUAGCUUCUACAUGGAGUGUAGGUUUUGGGUUUCUUGGGGGUUUGAUUGAGAUGUUAAAUCAGAUUGCGGGAUAUAUUCAGAAGAGUGUUCCAAUCGUGGAGAAUGCAUCCAAUGGACUUUUAUUAUUUUUCCUCGCCAUAAUGUCUGGCGGAAAUUGCUAGUCCUUUGUCAGGUAUGUUUGUUUUCUUUUAUUGUCUUCUUUUCUUAAUUAUCAGAUGUACCAGAGUUCUGGUUGAUUUUACUGUGUGAAAAACUUUCAGUGGGUACCCUUUGCGUCCCUAAAUAAGCUUUCUAUAUAUUCUGAUUCAUUUCAA